This is a messenger RNA of Helicoverpa armigera (cotton bollworm), 1942 nucleotides long. RefSeq names its product mitochondrial pyruvate carrier 1. Lineage: Eukaryota; Metazoa; Arthropoda; Insecta; Lepidoptera; Noctuidae. The record is from RefSeq and is a predicted model, not a curated record. The transcript is spliced from 4 exons. Gene Ontology annotation, biological process: pyruvate import into mitochondria. The coding region runs from base 166 to 573 and encodes 135 amino acids. Gene Ontology annotation, cellular component: mitochondrial inner membrane.
CACUGUACCUUAUCAGUGUCAGUCAGCCAGCGUCUGGAUUUUUUAUCAAUUCAUUAUUUUAGUCAGUGACAGUGACAUUGGCAAGGAAUCAGGAAGGGCAAACUGAUUUUGAAUAAAAAUAACAAUAGAUCAAUUAAUUAGAAAGAUAAAUAGAAAGCAGCCAAAAUGAGUAUGAUUGGAAAUUUAUUGAAGCAGCUGAAAAGCAAGGAGUUUAGGCAAUAUUUAAUGAGCACCCAUUUCUGGGGUCCUGUAGCCAAUUGGGGAAUACCUCUAGCAGCCCUCGCAGAUAUACAAAAAGACCCCAGCUUUAUUAGUGGCAAAAUGACACUCGCUCUGUCGCUGUACUCGCUGAUGUUUAUGCGGUUCGCGUGGAAGGUGCAACCUCGCAACAUGCUCCUAUUCGCCUGCCACGUCACCAACGAGGCUGCCCAGCUCACACAGGGAGCUCGAUUCAUCAACUACCACUAUCUACAAGAUAGGAAAAAUGACCCAAAGCCCUGUGCCACUACUCAGGCAGCUCCGAUCACACCUGCCAGUCCAAUCCCCAAGGCUAGUAAACCGGUUGCCUCUUAAUUUUAGAAGGAUUUUAAAAUGGGAACUAAUCACUCAUAGUGAGUGGUUUAGAUAUAGAUAGACAAUUUCAAGGAAAAGAUCAUGGAUUUAUUUUUAAUUUAGUUGUUUAUGGAUAGGUGAAUCUUAUUGACAUUUGUGCAGCUUUUUGAAUUUGGAAAAGUGUUUUGCGCAAAUGUCUGGCAAUCUCAAACCGUGUUGUUUGUGCAGCUCAAUAAUCAUAAAAGAUUUAUAGAAAAUUUUGUUCAUAGACAAAGUAUAGAUUUGAUUUUUUUAGAAUAAACUUUAUUAGUCUUUUUAAACAGUAAAACUGUAGUUAUCUAAUUCAAUUAAGGAAUUUUUAACUUCUCCAAAUCACACAAAUUAGAUAGAUUUUAAAUAGUAGUUUGUAGUGUAGAUUAUUAGGGAAAUAUUUAUGUAUAAUCUUUGAUUUUUUUAUCGAAUUGUAGGGCUUUAAAAGCAUUGCUUUAUUUAUUUAAUACAUAGUUUUACAUUGAUUUAGUUCUUUACAUUGAUAUGGUAACAUUUGUGAUAUUCUGCGCACAAUUUAUAAAAAAUCGAAAUGAACAUAUUUCCGAGUAAGAUAUUAAGCUGAUAUCAGACGCUUCAUUUUAUUAGAAAUAAAAUGUCUAAAUAUAAAAUUAACCACGAAUGCUGAAUUAAUUAGUGAAACAAUCCAAUGAUGUUGAAUAUUGUAUUGGCAUCUUUCGUUGGAGUGAACCAUCUGAUAUCAGCUUUAGAUAAACUAAAAUCAAUAUCAAUAAAAAAAAAAAAACAGUUAGAACUGUGUCAGAGAAUAGUAGUUCCAGUUUUCUUUGUUAUAUUAUAUUUUGAAGCAAAAUUAACAUAAAUAAUGAAUAGUUUUAUAUUUUUCUGAUCAUAAAUUGAUGAGUGUUAAAUAUGGCAGUAUACUCUGUGUUGUUUUUAUAUUUUUAUCUUAUAAUUUUACCCAAACAAUCAAAAAACAUGAAACGAAAUGUCAUUAAAUGACUUAAUUCAACUUUAACUAAAAAAUAAGUUUGUUAUACACAUUGAGGUAUUCGAAUUUCAAAUUAUUUAUAAAACAUGGCUGUCAUUUGUUUUAUUAUAUUCUUAGUGAAAUGCCUGUUUGCCUAAUAAUAUAAUCAGGGCUGGUCAACCCAAAAUCUGCCCUAAUUAUUUAGCUUAGAGAAAUCAAUUUUCCAGUGGUUCCAAAAACUACUUAUCUAUGAAUCUUGACAUUUGUGAUCUAUGAUUUGUUAAGGCGCCAUCAGCCUUAUAUUGUAGAAAUAAGUAAGUAGGUUGUACAAACUGUAGAAUAUAAUGUUAUCAUUAUACAAGGGUAUAUUUUUUAAAUAUUUAUUGUGAAUUUUAUUAUAUUAUACUUGUUGAA